ACUUAAAUAAAAAAGAAAAUGGCGGACGAAGCACGUUUCAGCUAAAUUUCUCAUUUAAAAAUUUCUGUCCUUAUAAAAUGGAAGACAACUUUUCUUUAUCCAUUGAGCUGCAGUGCUUUGUUCAUGAUCAACAAAAGAGAGUUUCAAGUGCGACAAAUGUCGAAGAUAUCCAAGAAACACUGGCUGUAAUACACGAAGUCUUCUCUCAAGGUUCUUUGCCUUCUUUUAGUUCUCUAGACGAAAAGAAGUUUUUGAAAGAAGAAUUCUCCAGGAAGCAUUACGUAGGAUUCGCAGAUAUUUUACUCCGUGAGCCUGUGAUCAAUUUUCUUCCAAAUCUUGAUGAAGAACAUAAGAAUAAGUUGGAUUCUUUCUUCCUACAAGGUCCUGCUUCGGAAUGCUUUCCAGUUCUUGUUGGCGCCAUGUCACAGUCUUCAAAGACAAAUAACAUUAAAACUAUCAUUUCUCUGCUUGAGAAAUUCGUCGAAGAGAAAAGAUUUGUGGAUAUAUUUGUUCAGAAAUCCAUGAAUUUGAACCAGGUUGACACAGAUUUUACUUUGAAGCAAAGGAAUUUUAGUGAAAAACAAUUAGUGACACUUAUUGUUUCAUUGCCAGAGAGAGUUGCCAACAAACUCAGGUCAAAAAUGAACUCGAUCUUCUAUCCAGACAAAUAUUUUGUAAAGGUAGCUGAACAGAUCUUAGAGGCAAUGGAAAAUCUUCAUUCAAGGUUGGCCAGUAACGUCAAGGAAGUUUCGUUCUUAUUUCUGAGUGAAGUUGUUGGUAGACUGUGCAUGUCUGGCUAUGGGAAGAGCAUUGUGGGUGUUCUUCUGCCAUCCUUUGAAAAAUGGACCAUGACGAGCCCUCUGUGGUCCCACAUUUGUCAAAAAUUAAUCGCAGAAAUUCCAGAUCAUGUUAUUGAGCCUGUCAUAGAGAAUCUCCUCAAGGAGGCCAAAAACCCUGGCAUUGUUGGAAAACUUCUUGGUGACAGUAUCUUGACAAAUUCAAGACUUGAAUUCCUGUUCACUACAAAGUUCUUGUUGUUGAGAUAUUACUCUAAUGUCAAAGUCUUAAUUAAUAUUAUAGGGUACCUCUCAGGCUGCAAGAGAAGACAUUUGUUAAUUGCAGCACUGUGUGCUUUGUUCGAUAGUUGGAGUAGUAACAGUGCUAUCACACAUACUCCCUAUAAUCAACAUGUCUAUAUCAGUUGUUGUAUACUUCAUAUAACUGGUUACCUCAGCAACGACGAGCGGCAAACUCAUAAACAUGAGCUACUGAAGAAGCUUCUUAUUGGGGUUCAAAACCAUCUUGAAAGCCCUGAACACAAAGUACGAAGACUUGGAAUGAUUGUUGCUGAGUGUGCUACUGCAGCAUUGGAACCUAAUACAGAAAGAUUAUCCUUUGAGUAUGAAGAAGAUGAUGAGAGUAAACUUCUUAAGGAUUUAUCCAAGGGGUUAAAAGCUGAGGUAAUGCAAAAGACAGAUGGUUUAAAGUCUAGAAAGACGAAGAUGUUUGAGAGCAAGGUGUCGCUGGAGAAAUCUCAAGAGUCUGAGCUUGCUGAUGUGAUAAAAGGCAGAGUUGGAAAAGAAAAUGAUGAUGAUGAGGAUGAUGAUCUUAAGCCUUAUAACAUUGAUGAAGAAGACACUGAAACCCAACGACCUCUUAGACACCUAAGAGAUUGCAUGGAAGCAUUGCUUGAUAACAACAGUGACAACAUGGAGAAGUUUGAAUCUGCUUUGAAAAGUUUAGAAAAGAUUGUCUGUGCUCUACCUGGAGAUCUGGACGAAGUUUGUGUUGAACUGAUGAAGAUUCUUCUUCAUCUUCAAGAUCAUUUCUCUACGGAUAAUUUUCAGGAGAUGAGAUUCAAGGCAAUGACAGCAAUUACAGUGCGAUGUCCAGUUCCAGUAGCUAAAUUCCUGACUGAUGAAUUUUACGCUGCUAACUAUAGCAUAAUUCAGCGUUUGGACAUCCUGGAUGUUCUUACUGCUAGUGCACAAGAGCUCUCCCAACCAGUGGAACUUAAACAAGAUAAACCAGGUUCGAAGAAGUUCUUGCCUCCAGGAUAUAACAAUCAAAUGAAUGUUGAAAGUAUUCCAGAAUGGCAAAGAGUUGUUCAAGAGAGAAUUGAAAAGAAAACAAAACGAUUUACCAAAGGGCCUUCAAAAGAACAACCAAAGCCAGUUGCAAAUAGAUUUUCUCAAGUUGCAGGUCACUUUUUAUUCCCUUUGAUGACAAAUUAUGAUCACAAACAAAGCACUUUAGACUUGCUAGGGGAUGACUGUUUUGUUCUCGGCAGACUUAUUUACACUCUUGGUGUUAUCAUCCAUUCUGCUAGAGGUACUCCAAUGGUUUGUACUAUGGGCUCAGCCAUGAUUGAGUUUACCUGGGCUCUGCGAUACCACCAAGAGCCUGUUGUACGACAAGUACUCGUCUUUGCUCUCGUCAUGGUCUUUACGAGUGUUCCAAUAAAUUUACUAUUCAGCGAGCGUGGAGCAGAAUUGUUUGAGGUACACAACUGGUUGAAAGAUUUGAUGGAGAGAGAUGAUAAUGCUGAUGUCAAGAGAACUGCAAUACAAGCCUUGAUGGUGCUGGAAGAUGCAUUCAAGAGGGAAGUCAUGCCACAGGGAAAAUCCUGACUGCUUGAAAAAUAGUGCAGUAAAGAUACUGUCAAAAUUGUCCUAGUAAA
Molecule: messenger RNA, 2680 nt
Organism: Actinia tenebrosa (Australian red waratah sea anemone)
Lineage: Eukaryota; Metazoa; Cnidaria; Anthozoa; Actiniaria; Actiniidae
Product: telomere length regulation protein TEL2 homolog
Biological process (GO): 'de novo' cotranslational protein folding
Cellular component (GO): cytosol
Molecular function (GO): Hsp90 protein binding; telomeric repeat DNA binding
Source: RefSeq, a predicted model, not a curated record